Molecule: messenger RNA, 1689 nt
Organism: Thyridium curvatum
Lineage: Eukaryota; Fungi; Ascomycota; Sordariomycetes; Thyridiales; Thyridiaceae
Exons: 5
Coding region: 1-1689 (562 amino acids)
Source: RefSeq, a predicted model, not a curated record
AUGAACUCUGGCACCCCGCAACAAACAGCCUCAACCAGCACAAGCUCAGCUUCAACCCAGCCAGGGAGUCACAGGAAAGAGAGAGGUGCUAUUGCCGCCCAGACAUCUAGGAAAGACAAGACGUUGGUUGAACUCCUAGACAACGUCAAAGGAUUGCAUGACAAGCUGGACAACCUUGAGCGACGGCUCCCUCUUCACCCGAACUUAUUCGGCCAGCCCAGCACCGCGCCCAUCGUCACUAACCCUCCCAGCAUCUUAGGCUCGGCAUCGCUCUCGUCUCUGUCCUUGAACCUGCAGCAGCAGCAUCACACAGACACCGCGACUACCGGCAGCGCGUACAGAUAUGUUUCUGGGGCGCACCAGAUGCUGGGGUGGCCGGUGGUCGCGCAAAUACUGGAGCCCGCACUGCCCAAGAUCCCUCGUUUCAAUCUCACUUCGAUCGCUCACGAGGGUGUUGCAUUGGUCCUCGGGAUGGACAUGGAUGGGUCGACCAACUUUCGCAUCCCACCACCAACAACCGCGAACGAGAUUGCUGCAGCGACGUCCGGCCUCGACUGGGAAAUGAUGCAGAGCCUUUGUAGCGCCUUUUUCGACACUUUCAACUGCGCAUAUCCGAUACUGGAUCGUCAUUUGUUCAUGGACAACAUCAUGCCAUCGGCAGUCAAGAACCAGUUCAACGAGCCAACCUCAUCUGCACUGACUUAUCUGGUUCUUGCUCUGGGCCAGACUGCUAUCGAGGGCGUUCAAGGCGCUUCACUUGCUGUUCACCAAGCUCAAUCAGGUGGGAUAUUAGGUUCUUCCCGCGAACAACAUCCGGGUUUGGCGCUCUUCAACGCUGCCAGGUCCAAGAUGGGUUUCGCGUUCGCCGAUUGUACCAUCGAGAACAUCCAGAUUCACGCUCUGGCAGGGACCACUGGAGAUAUCUCACGGCAGCUUCUUCGAUUUGUAAUGCCAUGCUCACCGCUUGGUGUACCCGAGUUUGGGAGCACAUACUCUCAGGAGGAAUACAUGGCGAAUCAGACCUCUCAGUACCAAGGGCACUUUGUUUCGCAAAUUUUCCUUCGGGGCAAAGUCGUGGAAUGUCACAAUAUCCUGAGCAGUGGACCUCUACCAGGCCAGUUCAUGUCCCCUACAGCUGAGCCAACUGCCGCAUCGUUUCCAGGCACCGUCCGAGAACUAGCCGCUCAGCUUGACCAGCAAAUGUUGCUCAUCACUACAUCUCUCGACGCCGUGCCCAUCCCUUAUCCCUACACCGACAACAUCCACGGCGCUAUGCUCCGAACGCGCUACUACCUCGCAAAACUCGUCCUUUAUCGACCGUUUAUCUUCAAGGCACUACAUCACCCGGCACGCAUGGUCCAGGAGGAUUUCGACGGAGUGGCACAGUGUCUGAGGGCCUGCCUAAAGUGGCCGAUCAUAGCAGCGCUCUCGAGUAGUCGCAAGAGGCUCAUUCCGUGCCUAUUAUUCUGGACACAAAAUAUCCUUGGCGCGCUGGUCAUUCUGCAUCUCUCGAGGCAGGUUCCGAUCCUGCUCAAUAUCCGCACGACACUGUGCGGCGACAGCUUCGAGCUCGAGGCGCGCGAGACGGUAGAUUUGUACCUCGAAUGGUUGCGGGACCUGAGCCCUGUCGACAGGGCCGCGGAGUGGGCUUGGGACGUGGUGAGCUGCUUGUACCACGUGGAAGAAUGA